Molecule: messenger RNA, 1434 nt
Organism: Eutrema salsugineum
Lineage: Eukaryota; Viridiplantae; Streptophyta; Magnoliopsida; Brassicales; Brassicaceae
Product: probable serine/threonine-protein kinase PBL23
Exons: 5
Coding region: 181-1356 (391 amino acids)
Biological process (GO): protein phosphorylation
Molecular function (GO): ATP binding; protein kinase activity
Source: RefSeq, a predicted model, not a curated record
UCAUUUUCCUGGGAAAGAUCUGAUCUUUCUUUCAGAUUCAUUUUGCCCAGACAGGGUUUGGAUCUGAAAGGAUCGAUCAAAGAGACAAGAUCAAAUCUUUCCUUAAGGGAUUCAUCGAAAAGGAUUUGUUUGUUCUAAGAAUCAAGAACACAAAAAAGAACAAAAAAGGAAAAAAAGAAAAUGAUGAAACUUUGUCCUUGUUUCAUCAAUCCACAACAACUCGGACCUAAUUCGCCUAGAGAUUCAUUCGAUGAAGGUCUUACUGCUUAUAGAGGCCAUAGCCGUAAACUAUUUGUUCUCUUCACAUUUCGCUCACACAGAAAAGGGAGCUCCAGGCAGAAGUACAUAACGGACGAGAUAAAGAAAUAUGGGAACGUGAAGAACUGUGGCAAUAUCUUCAAAUUCAAGGAACUAAUAGCUGCAACCGACAAUUUCAGCAUGGACUGUAUGAUUGGAGAAGGUGGUUUUGGUAGAGUCUACAAAGGCUUCCUCACCAGCCUAAACCAGGUGGUGGCUGUAAAGAGGCUUGACCGGAAUGGGUUGCAAGGAACAAGAGAGUUCUUUGCAGAAGUGAUGGUAUUGAGUCUGGCUCAACAUCCAAACCUUGUCAAUCUCAUUGGCUAUUGCGUAGAAGACGAGCAACGAGUCCUUGUUUACGAAUUCAUGCCUAAUGGAUCUUUGGAAGAUCAUUUAUUCGACUUACCAGAAGGUGCACCAAGUCUAGACUGGUUCACGAGGAUGAGGAUAGUGCAUGGUGCAGCAAAAGGGCUUGAGUAUUUGCACGACUAUGCAGAUCCUCCUGUGAUUUACCGCGAUUUCAAAGCUUCAAACAUAUUGCUACAAUCGGAUUUCAACUCAAAGCUGUCGGAUUUCGGGUUAGCUAGGCUUGGACCAACUGAAGGCAAAGAUCAUGUGUCCACUAGAGUCAUGGGAACGUAUGGAUACUGUGCUCCAGAAUAUGCAAUGACGGGUCAGCUCACUGCUAAAUCCGAUGUCUAUAGCUUUGGUGUUGUCCUUCUUGAGAUCAUUUCAGGAAGACGAGCUAUUGAUGGAGAUAGACCAACCGAAGAACAAAACUUGAUCUCUUGGGCUGAGCCGUUAUUGAGAGAUAGGAGGAUGUUUACGCGGAUUGUUGAUCCGAGUCUAGAAGGGAAUUAUCCUCUGAAAGGGUUGCAUCAAGCUCUAGCGAUUGCAGCCAUGUGUUUGCAAGAAGAAGCAGAGACUAGGCCAUUAAUGGGAGAUGUGGUCACAGCACUUGAGUUCUUGGCUAAACCUAUUGAGGUUGCUGAUAAUAAUAAUACUAAUACUACCACUAAUCUUGAUUCCGAUGCUCAGACAUCAUCAUCUGAUUCAUAAAAAAAAAAAGACUCUAUUUCAAUCCUUCAAAUCAUUUUUUUUUUUUUGGUUUACUAACGUGAAACCCAAGAAAACUAA